GUGUUCCACGUUGACGAAUUGACGCGACGCUGUUGACCUUCCACGUAGCAUGCGGCAAUGGUAGCGGUCUCGUUAUGUCGGAAUAUUCAAUCGUAGACUCAGUAACAGAGUAUAUGUGAAACCAAAUUAAUCCUUAUACAUAACAGAAAAGAUAGUAUACAACUAGUGAAUUAAAAUGAAGAGAUUCAGUUUUUUUCUCUUAUUAGCCAUUCCUCUUAUCAUUUUAAGUGCGAACAGAGGAUCUGGCAUAGCUUAUGCUCAAGAAGAUGAAAAUAUUGAUGAUAUAGUAGAUGUAGAAAGUGAAGACAAUACAGUUAUCGCAGAGGAUGAACUUGAAGAAGAAACAGUAAAUGCUUCGACCGAUGCAGACACAACCAUUUUGUUUACUAAACCUAUCCAUAAUGCGUUAUCUACCCUUGAGCUACCAGCUGGAAAUUUGGUAGAAUUUCUCGUUGGUUUCACUAAUAAAGGUGAAAAUGAUUUCGUUUUGGAAUCAUUGGAUGCCUCAUUUCGUUAUGCCAUGGAUUUUAACUUCUACAUUCAAAACUUCUCUACAUACACAUUUAAUAGAGUAGUAAAACCUAAACACGAAGCAACAUUGGCAUAUUCUUUUGUACCUUCUGAAACAUUUGCAGGAAGACCAUUUGGACUCAAUGUCAAUCUUAAUUAUAGAGAUGCGAAUGGAGUUGGCUAUAACGAAGCGGUUUAUAAUGAAACAGUACAAGUCAUAGAAUUAGAUGACGGAUUGGAUGGAGAGACCGUGUUUCUUUAUGUAUUCCUUGCUGCAUGUGUAAUACUGACUUUAGUUGGUGGACAACAACUCCUUUCGUCUUUUGGUCGCAAAUCUCGUUCUUCCACAACACGCAAAGCACCUAUAGAGAUGGGAACAUCUAAUCCUAAUAAUGUAGAUUAUGAUUGGUUACCAAAGGAAACUCUUAAUACACUCAAUAAGUCCCCCAGAACACCAAAACAAAAAACCAAGCAAAGAAAAGGAAAGCGGACAUCUCCAACAAUGUCUGGAACAGAAAAUCACUCAAAUAAUCUGAAUAAUUUAUGAAAUUAAUGUCUAUGAUUAACAUUCUUCGUUAGGUGAGAUAACAAAAGCGUAAUUUGUACAUUGUCAUGAUACCUGUAUUAUAAACAUCAUCAUAUAUAAUUUUGAACAAAACACUUGAUAUCAUAAUAAGCUAUUAUUUAAAUAAUAUGAAAUUAGUAUAUAACGAAAAAAAAAACUGCAGUGUUGUGUGUUUCAUUUGUACAAUUUACAUAAAAAUUUUGUAGUUCCAUAAAUGUUAUUAUCUCCAGCAUACAUGUUGUUUCUUCGUAAAACGAGAUGGGUAUGUAUGCGUCUAUGAUAAAAAAAUAAAUGUGAUUGUUUUAUAAUUAUAAUCGUAUUACGCACGAAAAUGUGAUGCAAUUAAACUAGCCAUUUUAUAUAAGUAUCUUUAUGAUAUAUCGUUUCCCUAUACAUUAUUAAUAAAACUGUAUAAAUCCA
Molecule: messenger RNA, 1495 nt
Organism: Vespula vulgaris
Lineage: Eukaryota; Metazoa; Arthropoda; Insecta; Hymenoptera; Vespidae
Product: translocon-associated protein subunit alpha
Exons: 5
Coding region: 176-1057 (293 amino acids)
Cellular component (GO): endoplasmic reticulum; endoplasmic reticulum membrane
Source: RefSeq, a predicted model, not a curated record